UUAUUAGCUUAUAUUGUAUAGUUUGUAAUCAUUUUCUCAAAACCGGAAACAGGUUUCAGAGCACCUUUGUGUACACAUAAAUUGAUGACGUAGUUCGCAUACAGAUAGUGUACAGCAAAGGUCACUAAAAAGAAGAAAAGGGGAGGCGCUCACAUGACAAUGAAUGGCUCAGCUGGAGAUAAGAUCUUGGUGAAUGUUUCAUCAAAUAUGAUGACUGGAUGUCAAGGGAUUCAAUAUGCAAACAACUUCCAAAUACAACAGAAUAAUGAACUUCACCAACAGCAUCAACAGCUGCAUCAACAACAAGUUUCAAACCCUAACGUGACUCCAGUACAGAUGUACCGGGGUGUAGGUGUACCUACACAGCUAAAAUACAAUUCUAUUGUACAGGGAGUGCCACAGGGUGGACAAAUACUGAUUCCAAAUGGAAUACAUAGUUCAAAUUCUAAUUUUCAAAUUGGUCAAAUUAUGAAUGGAUCUGUUGUUGCAUUUAAUAACCAAAUACAAAAUUAUCCAGCUGUGUCUUCACAAAAUAUCCCCACUGUGACUUCACAGAAUAUUCCCACUGCAUCACAGAAUGUUCCUGUUGUGUCAUCACAGAAUAUGCCUAUUGUGACAUCACAUAAUAUGCCCAUUGCGUCAUCACACAAUGUACCCAUAGUGUCAUCACAGAAUAUACCCAUAGUGACAUCACAUAGUAUGCCCAUUGUGUCAACACAGAAUAUUCCUAUUGCGACUUCACAGAAUAUCCCAUUAGUGACAUCCAAUUAUGUGCCUAAUCAAGCGAACAUACUGAAUACAACUACUCCUGGAGUUAAUACUCCCCAAGAAGCAUCUAUUUGGACCCAGCCAGUAAAAUCAAAUUCAAAUGAAAGUGUGAAUGAAGACUUAGGCCUUGAUGAUGCCACCCGUGAAAAAAUAAUCAAAAAUGCUCUAACAAAGGGCAAGGACUCUAUAGAACUUAUUAAACACAACACUGAUCUAGUCAUAAAUGUUACACCUGUAAAACCUGAACCAGGAUCUCCAAAGAAAACAACUGAGAAGGAUGAAGAUCUGAAAAAAAAGAAAUUAGCUGAAGGAACCCCAGAUAGUAGAGGUCCAGUUCACUGUGAAUGCUGCAAGAAAAAGUUCACUAGAAAGAGUAAUUUGGUACGCCACAUGAAGCAGUAUCAUGAUUAUAAACCAAAGUCUUACAAGCAGCAUUCAAAGUGCAUUGUGGAAAGUUGCAAUAAAGUCUUUCCAAUGAUUAAAAAAUUAGUUGAUCACAUGGAAGCAGAUCAUAAACUUGAAGUAGGUCUGAAAUCUCUGACAUUUGAAUCUGUAUCAGACUUUGAGAAGUGGAAGAUGGAAGAGGAGAAAACGACAUGUGCUUUCUUUCGUAAAGAAACACACACCAGAAUUAACAAACAAGGAGGUAAAAGGACUUACUUUGUGUGCAAUAGGAGUGGAACCAGUGGCCCUCACACCAAAAAUUACAAACCACCUAAGACUAACCGCAGAAGACAUGCAGGCUCUUGUAGGAUCGAUGGCCUAUGUCUGUCACGUAUGACUGUCCAUGAGUCUCCAGAAGGUGUGGUAGGAGUGAAAUAUCUCAGUAAACACAGCAAUCACAACCCAGCUUAUGAUGGUGCAAAGUUUCUUCCUAAACGAGUGGCAGGGAAAGAGAAAAAGAAAAAGAAGUUUGGUGGCAAAUCUAAAGCAAAGCAGGAGGAAACAGAAGGACUUAUAAACAAUAAAAUCACAAUCAUAAAACAGUAUAUGGAGGACCCUAUCAUUCGAGCCAAUGCCUUAGACAAUAUAGAACAAGUUCUUGAUCAGGUUAUACUUCACUGUGAAGAUACUAUAGCUAAUCCAGAGUUUUUACCACCUUUGCCCAAAAAGAAGAAAUAUCCGAUGGAUAAGAGUAAGAAAAUUCGAAGAAGUCACCAUCCUGUCCAAAACAACACCAAUCAUGUUCCUCAAAGUGCCUCAGUCGAGGCUCAAAACCAGCAACAGCAUAAAGGUCUCCAGGAUCUACUGGAUGUUUGUAAUCUCACCACUCAGCCGAAUGAAGCCAUCUCCCAGGGGUUCACCCCUAAUAUAUACCCAGUAAGGACAAUUCCCCACCCCCAGAAUAUGGUAGCUCCUAAUACCUCAUAUGUAUACGAGGUUAUAACUCCAGCACAACCAACCACAUGGACCGGACCCACUCAUCAGGCAACAUUAGGAUAG
Molecule: messenger RNA, 2211 nt
Organism: Owenia fusiformis
Lineage: Eukaryota; Metazoa; Annelida; Polychaeta; Sabellida; Oweniidae
Source: the annotation of a GenBank genome assembly